Molecule: messenger RNA, 4179 nt
Organism: Naumovozyma dairenensis CBS 421
Lineage: Eukaryota; Fungi; Ascomycota; Saccharomycetes; Saccharomycetales; Saccharomycetaceae
Gene: TUS1
Product: Rho family guanine nucleotide exchange factor TUS1
Exons: 1
Coding region: 1-4179 (1392 amino acids)
Molecular function (GO): guanyl-nucleotide exchange factor activity
Source: RefSeq, a predicted model, not a curated record
AUGUAUAGAAAUCAUCCAAACGAAGCAGAGGAUCGAAGAUAUCCAAAGGAUAACGACCUUCCAGAAAAAGUAUCAUUACCGAAACUACCUCCAUUAGAUACAAGAGAAUCAUUUCUUGAAAGAGCUGCUAAAAAAGAUUCUGAUGAUCUGACUAUAGGAUGGACUCCAAUCACAGGGAAUGAUGGUCCUGAUUCAUCUUUAUUCUCCUCCAAAACUCCCUCACCAAAGCAACAAUCAAGAACAGCAAUAAAUAGUGCCAGGUAUAGUGGCCCAUCACCCCCAUUACGACCUCCUCCUCCAACACCCCCUCAGUCAUCAUCAAUCUUAAAUAAUAGGACUAGAAGGCGACCCCCUCCACCUACACCAUCGCCGGUGACGUCUCAAAAUUCUUCACCAUUGAUCUAUAAAUUUGAUCAGCAACGUUUGGUCGAUCAAUCAUCACCUACGCUCUCACGAGAAAAUAUGCUCCCGCAUAAUAACAACAAUAUUGCACGUAUUUAUCAUUCACCAGCAAAAAACUCACCCUCCUCUAGUACCCCACGUUUACCUAAUCUUCCGUCACCUUCUUUUUCUUCUCCUUCCCAAAAUAAAAUGUUACCAACAAUAACUUCGAGUAAUAAACAUUCAAGUUCUGGCGAGAAAGAGCUACCUUUAACUCCUAUUGAUUUCUAUAAACCACAACCUUUACCAAUCGCAACCUUAGAACUAAGGAAAUUUAGUGAUUCAAGUAGAAAUUCCGAUAGUAUCGAAAGUUAUUAUUCAGAUUCAAAUUAUUCUUUCAAUAAUAGCACUAACAAAAAUAAAAAUCCAUUAACAGCAGCAACAGCAACAACAACAAGUAAGAUUCUAUCCACAUCUACAACAUCAUCAAGAGAUAUUACUGGAAGUGAAUUCAAUUCAUUAUUAGGUGGGAAACCAUUAGAUUUCGUACCGAGUAUAAUCCAACCAACUCAACCGUUCUCAAUCAAUUUACUAGAUGAAAAUAAAUUAUAUCAAUGCUUUACUAUUUAUCAAUUAUCUGACAUUUAUGAAUGGAUAUUGAAAGUUUAUUUCGAAUGGUUUAACGAAUAUAUCUUUACUAAGAUUAUUUUUUAUCAAGUGGUACAACGUCUUUUAGAAUUCCAAAUUCCAAAUAAUUUUAAUCAAAAUAUCAUUGAUGAUAACGUCGAUAAAAUCAUAGAAUCAUUAAUCCAAAAAAAUGCAAUAAGAUUCGAAAACAAAAAUGAACAACAAGAAGUACGAAAGCAAGAACAAAACGAUGAAGACGAAGAUGAAGACACUAUAGUCAUCAUUGUGGCUGGUUUGGAUAUCCAAGGUAUAUUUACAGAAUUACUUCCUUGUUAUUCAUUCUUAGAUACAGAUUAUAAUGAUCUAUCAAAUACAUCAUUGAAAUGUUAUUCAUAUACUUGUAAUAACAAUUCAGUCUCCUCUACAACAACAACACCUCCAACUCUCGAAAAGAAAAAGCAAUUGGAAAUAUCAGAAAUUAUUCAUAAAUCAGUUGGCGUAUGGACUGAUUAUUGGCACUUAACUUCCAAAGAAUUAUCAAAAAUAAAUCCAAAAGAAAUUCAAAGACAAAGUUUUAUAUUUGAUUUAAUUAUUCUAGAAGAAAGAUCAUUAAAUAUGGCAAACGCUGCCAUUGAAAUAUAUGGUAAAAGAUUCGAUCCUGAUUUAUUACCAAAUGAACCAAAUUUCGCAUCAUUAGCAUUCGAUAUUUUCCAACCUCUAAUUGAUUUACAUAAAACGUAUUUAUUAUCACCCAUUUUUGAAAAAAUUGAAACAAACGGGAAAUUCAUUGAUGGUAUAGGCAAAAUUUAUUAUGAUUGGUGUAACGAAGCAACGGACAUUUAUAUCAAAUACGCAAAUUCAAUGGCUAUAGUACAUGAAAUUAUAACAUGGGAAAAGAAACAUAAAACUCCUUUCUCCAAGUGGUUAAAUGAAAUUGAUAACUCUAUUGAAAUUACAAAAUCAAAAAUGUACCAUGAUGUUAUUUUCUUUGGUGGUUUCUUUAAAUCUUUGCAGAAUAUGCCAAUUACCUUACAAUCAAUUUUGAAAAAUACCGAUCCUUCAAUGGAAGAUUAUGAAUAUUUGAAAAUGGUAAUUAAAUUGAUAGAAAAUUUGAGUGCAAAAGUUGAUAAAGUUCAUGGCGAUUCCAUUGAUCAUAGAAAUUUGAUUAGAUUCUCAACUCAAUUGAUAAUAUCAAAAACUAUUACUAAUAAUAACAAUAACAGUAAGAAAGGUUCAGCGGGAUACACUAACAUACUGGAAACAACAACAACAACAACAACAAUGAGUACAAACUCUCAAUCUGAAAGUAAUAUGAAAGAAGAACAAGAUAAUAUCAUCAUGAAUGAGGACAAGUUGGAUUUACAAUUAAAUGACCCAGGAAGAAAAUUACUUAUAUCAGGUCAGUUGUUGAAAAAAAGAGACCUUUGGUUAGAUCCUACCCCAGUUCAUCUCGUGUUAUUAGAUAAUUAUUUGUUGUUGACAGAACCAACGUUCAAAAAUAACAUGAAAUAUUACAAAUUAAUUGAGAGACCAAUACCAAUAGAUUAUUUAAAUCUAGAGAAAAAGAAAUCAGAUAAUAAUAAUAAAGAAACAAACAACGAUGAUGCAUCUCAAUCCAACAAUAACACUACCAAUAAAUUACUAAAUAGUCCAAUUUCGUCAACUCCAUUAAGUUCAGUAAGACCACGUUUAUUUAACACGGUUACGAAAACUUUCCAUCCAUCAUCAUCGCCACUAUUGAAUGAGAACAAAAAUUUAAAAAACAUAGCAACAUCCAUUUCAAAUGUUAAUCCAAAUGAAAGAGGAAAUUUUUCUUUCAAAGUAAGAAAUACUGCGACGAAUGAAUCAUUUACAUUUCUAGCAGAAACUCAUGAUGAACUUGAUAGAUGGGUCAAUACAAUAAUUAAUAAAUUAAAAGAUAUAAAUAAAAAAUCAUCAUCAUUUAAUGCUGUUGAAUUUGAAAUAUUAAGUACGGAUUUUGCAUAUGUGGAAAAAGAUGCUCCUAUAAAUUUACCAGUGGCUCCAGAAGGCUCAGAAAUAGAUGUUGCUUUAAAGAGAUUCAAUUGUAAUGGCACAGGAAUUCCUCCCAUCGCAACAACUAUAUUAUGUACGACUUUUUUGCAUAUGGAAAAUAAAAAAUUUCUAUUAAUUGCUACUGAAAAUGGUGUAUUUUUGAAACAGUAUGAUGAAAAUAAGAAACCAAUGACCAAGAUUUUAUUAUGUUCAAAUGUUAAAAAAAUGGAAGUUAAUAAAAAACUUGGAUUAUUAUUCGUAUUGGAUGAUAAAAAGUUAAUUUAUUUUAACUUACCGAGUAUCUUAGCAUGUUACUAUAAUCCCAAACAAUAUUUGAUAAACAAUUGCGUUGUUGGACUUGUAAUUAAAGAUAAAGUCAAUUGGUUUAAAUUUGCUGAAGAUUUUGGAAACUCUAGGCAUUUAUUUUUUGAGAGAAAGGGGAGGAUUUACGUUAUGACACCCGAAUUUGAUCAAAUUAAUCAAUCAAUAAAAUAUUUCAAAGAAUAUAAAGAAUAUAGACUACCAAUAUAUGGGAAUAAUACUGGUAGUCUUAAUCUAUCACAUGAAACAAGAGAUAUUAUAGUGCUGAAGAAAUGUUUUUUAGUUUGUACAUCGAAAGGUGUCUAUGUCUUCAAUGAUAGCUUCAAUGACGAUGGAUUGGUGAUACCUAUGUUCUUAUGUGGUCAAAAUACUAUUUACUCGGACUCAACGACAACAAUUGAUAUGCCAAAUGCAGAGAAAAUGCUAGAGUUUGUUAAAAAUGAUAUUAUCAACAACAAAACAAGACCAAUAACAUGUUUCCAAUUACCGGAUUCAAUGGAAUAUUUGAUUAUCUAUGAUGAAGCUGUGAUUAAGAUGAAUCAUCAUGGCCAAUUGGAAAAUUGGAGACAAGAUAUCUUAGUCCUUGAUUUUUAUUGUACCAAUGCUGCAUUUUAUAACGGGAAUCUAAUACUUGUUGGUGAUAAUUUGAUUCAAGUUUAUAACGUGAAAAUACCUAACAUGAAACUUUGUAAGAUAUCUCCAGUUCAAAUUAUCAAGGGAAAAAAGAUCCAAUUAGUAUCUUCUGAGAAGUGUCAAGAUGUGACUUUUACUUUAAGCCAUCCAAAUUUAGCAGAGAGACAAUUGCUCCUGAAAUGUAAUCCCUGUAAAAAACAAUAG